Molecule: messenger RNA, 2118 nt
Organism: Rana temporaria (common frog)
Lineage: Eukaryota; Metazoa; Chordata; Amphibia; Anura; Ranidae
Product: thymus-specific serine protease-like
Exons: 12
Coding region: 49-1554 (501 amino acids)
Biological process (GO): proteolysis
Cellular component (GO): lysosome; endosome
Molecular function (GO): serine-type exopeptidase activity; dipeptidyl-peptidase activity
Source: RefSeq, a predicted model, not a curated record
CAUAUGCAAUGCUGCUGUGAGUAGGAAGUUUUUAGUUUCUUUUGUGAAAUGGCCAGGCUGGUGCUGUGUGUGUUGCUGGUGCUGCCCCUCCUGGGGGGCUGUGAUGGGGCUUGGAACCAGAGACAGCUUCGGAAGAGAAUCCACCAGCUACGUGAGGUCCAGUAUUUCAAAUCUUUCUACAGUCGACUAGGUGUGCCCAAAGGAACGCCUUAUGUGCCUGCAGUUGAAGGCUACAUCACACAACCUUUGGACCACUUCAACCGAAGAAACAAUGCCACCUACAAGCAGCGGUACUGGAUCAAUGAAGAGUUCUGGCAGCGUCCAGGUGGACCCGUGUUCCUGUUCAUAGGAGGAGAAGCUGCCGAAUCAGAAUUUUCUGUCUUGUCAGGAGAGCAUGUUGAGCUGGCACAGAAGCAUCGUGCACUCCUGGUGUCCCUUGAACAUCGGUAUUAUGGAGCCAGUAUUAACCAAGAUGGCCUCACCCUGGAAGGGAUCCGAUUUCUGUCUAGUCAGCAAGCACUUGCAGACUUGGCCUCCUUUCACAUGUUCAUCUCCCAGAAGUACAAUCUGACUCGGAACAACACCUGGAUCUGUUUUGGAGGCUCCUAUCCCGGAUCUCUGUCUGCUUGGUUUAGACUGAAGUUCCCACACUUGGUUUAUGCAGCUGUGGCCUCUUCUGCCCCCGUCAGAGCGGAGCUCAACUUCAUAGAUUAUAACAAGGUGGUGGCAUACAGCUUGUCAGACCCAGUCAUUGGAGGAUCUGAAAAGUGUCUGGACAAAGUGAAGGACAGUUUCCGAGUAGUGGAGUCUCUUCUCAAAGCGGGAAAUAUUACUCAGCUAGAGAAAGAUUUCUUCUCCUGUGCUUCCCUCCACCCACCUGAUGACUACACCGAGUUUGUCAGCAAUCUGGCCGACAUAUUCAUGGGCGCUGUGCAGUACAAUGAUGAAAUGCCAAGUAGUGAUGUCAGGAAAAUCUGCGAGCGGAUGAUCUCAGCAGGCUCUGCCUAUGAAGGACUGAAAUCUGUAAACGCGAUCUACAUGGAAUCCAUGGGGCUGAAGUGUGUGGAAAACUCCCAUGAGAAAACGUUAUCAGACUUGAGAAAGACGGAGCUGGAUCCAGUGGGAGUUGGGGGGCGCCAAUGGUAUUACCAAACAUGCACAGAAUUUGGAUACUAUCAGACCUGUGAACAUGCUUCUUGUCCUUUCUCUCCUCGAAUAACUCUUCAGUCCCAGCUGGACCUCUGCAAAGAAGUGUUCCAGAUACCGACAGAGUCCGUCUUCCAAGCUGUCCAGUUCACCAAUGAAUUUUAUGGGGCCGAUCACCCAAAAUCCAGCCGGAUAAUCUUUGUUAAUGGUGAUGUAGAUCCCUGGCAUGCACUCAGUGUAUUGAAGAAUCAGUCUCGCUCAGAAAUCGCCAUCUUCAUCAAUGGAACAGCCCACUGUGCAAAUAUGGCUCCAUCGCAUGCCACAGAUCCUCCAUCUUUACAGAAGGCUAGAGAGGAAAUCGCAAUGAAGAUUGGAGAGUGGCUGAAAUCUGCUCGGGAGGAGUCUUAGCCUUUUUUAAGAUCUGCACUAAGCUAACGAGACCAAAGAACAAAUUGUUGUGUGCACUGGAAAUCUUUCAAAACCAGCAUUGGCUAUUCUGUUUGCCAAAUACUUCUUCUUUUUUUUUUUUUUUUUUUUUUUUUUGUUUUUAUAAAGUAUAUUUCCAUCUAGAAGCAAUAAUUUUAUAUGGGUAGGGUGUCAAUGGACAGGGCUGUAGGCAAAAAAAAUUGAUUUAACUUCAGAGCCAUAAAUUUCCUCUGGCUAAAUUAUGGGUCACCUCCACUGAGCAAUGGGGGAUCCUCCUAUGCCCAGACAGGUGGAAGAGGUGUAGAGUCUGAUGGAGGUAUUCUCAGAGUUUACACGCCAUACGGCCAUGUCCCUCCAUUAAUGGAAGUAUUCUGGUGGAGACUGUGCAAUAAUGCUAGAUUUUAUCAUGGUGUAUUUUGUUUUAUGUCAUUCCAGCCUUUCUGACAACCAAAGGAAAUUAAGUUUUGAAUGUGUAAAUUUUACAUUUCCAACAAUUAUUAUUUAUGCAAAACAUUGAAGGGGUUGUAAAGGUACAUUUUUUUUUUU